CAGCUGCGCACAGUGACUUGAACUUCAUUUCCCAGUUUUCAAGUGUAUUCAAUUAUGCCAUACAUUGAAGCUACGGUUGAAUCAUGUCAGGACCAAAAGCUGCGCUGAAAGGUAUCGGCGCGGCCAUCAAAGCCCAAAAAUAUGAUGAUGCAGUACAAGAAGCGCAAAAGCUAUUGGUGUCAGAUCCCAAGAGCUACCAGGCAUCAAUAUUCCUAGGUUUUGCCCUCGCCAAACAAAACAAAUAUCCAGAAGCCGAGAAAGCCUACGAGGGCGCGACAAAAAUCAAAGAUCGCGAUCCUCAAGCAUGGCAAGGUCUCAUACAACUGCAUGAGAAGCAAGGAAGUGAUAAAGUAGAACUUUACCAGGUGGCGGCGCUUAAGCUGGCAGAAAUAUAUCAGUCUGCAGAUGACAAGUACAAGUGCCAGGAUGUCGUGGACAAGUUCUUAGGCUUUGCAAAGAACCAAGGCACGCGCCUACAAUACAAGAAGUCCCAGGAGAUUAUCCUACCGACGAGCCCAAUUUACAAUUAUCUAGAAGGCAGAGUACCGCAUCCAGCCCACACGUAUCAGAUCAUGGCACAGAUUACCGAAUUCGAGGAGAAAGAACGUAUCAACAAGACCAUUGGUGAGCGGAGGACUAGAAUCGGAGCUCAAAUCGGGCAAGUCACAAUUGAUGUCAAACGAGAAGUGUUCCGGGAUAGUGAUCUCGAAGAUCUUUACGGCAAGAUUAUCGAUUGGAGCAAUGACGAUGAAGUCCGACGUCAAUAUGAGGAAAAGCUUCUCCAGAGAUGUAUGGAGGCUUUGACUGUUCUGGUACCGAGUACAGACAAGAACGAGAAGCGUGCGAAAGUCAUGAAAUUAGCCAACGACAUGGUCAUUAUUAAGCACCCCUACAAGGUAGCAUGGGACAUUGCAAUAGAGUGGCAAGAUCCGGUGAACAUCCAGGAUCUAGAUGUUAACAUUCUACGCGAUUAUGCUGCCUUCUUUCCAACCAGUGGUCUUGGCCAAGUUUUGCGAGGUUUCCUUAGUAGUGAGAUUUCUCCCUUCACUGCUCCACCACCUCCUGUUCAACCGGCACAAGCGAGCACCUCAGACGAAAGCGACGAUGAGGAUGACGAUGCUGGAGGUGUUUCUUUGGAUGCGCCAACCAACAGUGAGGAUCGCCUACUAUUGAUGACUGAGGGCAUGUCAGAUUCAGCAAAAUCAAUACUUGCUCAUCGACUCAUGGGGGAAUAUUACCAAUUCUUAGAAGAGUACGAAAGCGUAGUGGAGCUUAUGCGAAACGCCCGACACUUAAUCGUGGCUGAAUCUGAAAAGACUGGCCUGACGUUCGAUCGUUCUUCCGAUGCAAUCAUUUCUCUUCUUGGUACUGCACUUGUGUACUAUCAGUCACCUAGGAACCAUCCCGAGGCGAAGACACUGUUCGACGGAUUGCUUCGGCGAGACCCUACCUCCACACCUGCCAUGAUUGGAAUCGGACUGAUCUACGAAGAGGAGGAAGACUACCCUGCCGCCAUAGGUUUUCUGGAACGUGCUUUGAAAAGAGACCCAAGUAACAUACGUGUCAAGACGGAAGCUGCAUGGGUCAAGGCGCUCGACGGCGAUUACAUUAGUGGGAAAGCUGAAUUGGAGAAUUGCCUUUCAAACCUUGACGGUAAAAAUGCCAGGGUGAGGGACCUUCUAGCCCAAACACAAUAUCGUCUGGGUAUCUGCCUCUGGAACAUGGACACCUCUAAAGCCGCUCGGAAGGAUAGAAAUGGUGCUUAUGCUUAUUUCUUAGCGGCUUUGAAAAGCAAUCUCAACUAUGCGCCUGCCUAUACAAGUCUUGGAAUAUUCUAUGCAGACUAUUUGAAGGACAGGAAGAGGUCACGAAAGUGCUUUCAGAAGGCGUUCGAGCUAUCGCCCUCUGAGAUCGAAGCAGCCGAGAGAUUAGCUAAAAUAUUCGCGGAACAAGGCGAGUGGGAAUUGGUUGAAGUCGUCGCACAACGCGUCGUCGAUUCUGGCAAAGUUAGGCCAGCUCUUGGCUCCAAGAAGAAAGGCGUCAGCUGGCCAUUUGCUGCAUUGGGAGUUGCAGAAUUGAACAAGCAAGAUUAUGCUAAAAGUAUAGUUUCUUUCCAAUCGGCUCUCAGAAUCACACCGAACGACUACCAUUCUUGGGUGGGCCUUGGAGAGAGCUACCACAAUUCUGGGAGGUAUAUCGCCGCUACCAAAGCAUUCCAACACGCUGAGAAGUUUGAGCAUGAGGUCGAGCAACAAAAAGCCGGCGAGACAUGGUUUGCAAAACAUAUGUUAGCAAAUGUAAAGCGAGAGUUAGGUGACUACGACGAGGCUAUCGAUGGCUAUAAAUAUGUCUUGAAAGAGCGCCCAACAGAGUUUGGAGUCUCUAUAGCCUUGAUACAGGCCUUGGUUGAAAGUGCUUGGGAUGGUAUCGACAAGGGGCUUUUCGGCCACGCUGCUCAACGUGCGACUGAAGCUAUCACUGAGAGUGCUUCUCUGGCUGAAUCUAGAGCAGAUGCAUUCAAUCUCUGGAGAGCUGUAGGUGAUGCUUGCUCAGUCUUUUCUUGGGUUCAGAGUCGCCUCUCGGAUUUUCCACAUUCACUCGUUAAACAAUUACUUCAAGUCGGAGAUAAGAAAGAUGCUUACGACAUGUUCACCGACAUUGACGGAGUUGGUGAUGUUGCCUUUGCAGACGGGCUCUAUUCCGCAGACGAAGAAAAUGGAGUAAAUCUCACACGAUGCUUACAUGCAGCAAUUAUGGCACAUAAAAGAGCUAUAUACGCCUCCGCUCACGAUAUUCAUGCUCAGGCUGUUGCUUACUAUAAUCUGGGUUGGGCCGAGCACCGAGCUCAUGUUUGCAUAUCUGCAGAGGUCAAGAAGAAAUCAACACGGUAUCUUCAAGCCGCAGUUCGAUCUUUCAAGAGAGCUAUUGAACUUGAAGCUGGAAACUCAGAAUUCUGGAAUGCCCUUGGUGUCGUCACUAGUGAUCUCAAUCCUCGAGUUGCCCAACAUUCGUUUGUCCGGAGCUUGUUUCUCAACGAGAGAAGUGCCCAGACUUGGACAAAUCUAGGUACCCUUUACCUCGUGCAGAAUGAUUUCAUGCUCGCCAACGAGGCAUUUACGAGAGCGCAAUCAAGUGAUCCUGACUUUGCUCAUGCAUGGGUCGGGCAAGGACUACUGGCCUUGCUGAUGACUGGGGAUACCAAGGAGGCCAAUCUUCUUUUCACUCAUGCCAUGGAGAUAUCUGAAGCGUCGUCUCUCCUAACGAAGCGGGAGUAUGCACAAUCCGUCUUCGAUCAGAUUUUGGUUUCUAAAUCAAGGUCAAAAGUCACAGAUCUGGUUCAACCACUCUUUGCACUGAAGCAAUUGCAAAGCAUGGAUCCAAACGGCAUGUCAUAUGAGCACCUCUCUACUUUAUUCUUGGAACGGAUUGACAAUGUACCACUGGCCCUUGAGACUCUUUCCAGGAUUUGCAGCAUUGUCGAGGCUGAUUACGAAAUCACCGAGUCGCCUUCCUCUCUGUCCCGCUUCGCUCUCGCGAAGGCCGACCUGGCUCGAUCACAGCUUUCUGCCAAAUUAUAUGGUGAAGCAGUCGAGAAUGGUGAUACAGCGCUGCAGCUCAGUGCUGAGGAUGCCGGUAACGAACUCUCAGCAGAAGCACGCCAAAAAUGCAGGUUAUCUGCUCAUCUGACCGUCGGGUUAGCACAGUACUACUCCAAUGACUUGGAAGCUGCGCUGCAGUAUUUCUUGCCUGCACUGGAAGAAUCGAACGGCAAUCCAGAUGCAGUCUGUCUUUUUGCCCAAGUCCUCUGGGCUAAAGGCGACGGGGAUUCGCGAAGCAAAGCACGAGAACAAUUGUUUGAUUCUGUUGAAAAUCACCCUGAGCAUGUCCAAUCUGUACUCUUACUCGGCAUUAUUGCUCUGCUCGACAAUGAUACUGAAAGCCUGGAGGCUGUCACGACUACGCUUCAAGACCUACGAGCUACUCAUACGAUCACUAAUCUGGAACAAGGACAGGUUGGCGAGGUGCUAAGAGCCAUCGCAGCAUUGUCUGAGCAUGAUGCUGAGUUGGAGACUUUGGCGGAGAUUCAAACUGAUGUGUUCUUACACCCACAUCAGCCGCAUGGAUGGGGUCGCUUGGCAGAUAUCGAUGGAGACGAUUAUGCAGCUAAUAUGGCGGUCAAGACUGCUUUGAAGGCUAUUCCACCACUUGGUCAAUUGGAUGCUACGGAUUUGUCAGAGGCGUUUGCGGGGACAGGAAAAAUAGGUGAUGCACAAAAAGCUGUUUUGAUUGCACCAUGGAGAAACGAAGGUUGGGAGACAUUGGGUGGUGCAUUGUCUGGGAGUCAAUAGAUGAGAUUAUGAGUGCAUGUCAUGAGUUAUGAACUGGAUGUACUUGCGAGUAACACAGAAACUCGUGUUGUUUUACUUCAAGAUCGAUAUUCCUCAGGUUCCACACGACAGAGCUGUAUUGCUUCACCUACCUUGUUUCAUGUGUCUUGCCGUUUUCCCGUCUCUCUAUCGCCAAAUGGCUCUGAUACCUACUCUAAACGGAAACCACAGCUCAAUGUCCGCUUCUUCUUUUGAC
Molecule: messenger RNA, 4584 nt
Organism: Mollisia scopiformis
Lineage: Eukaryota; Fungi; Ascomycota; Leotiomycetes; Helotiales; Mollisiaceae
Product: TPR-like protein
Exons: 2
Coding region: 84-4349 (1421 amino acids)
Cellular component (GO): Ski complex
Molecular function (GO): protein binding
Source: RefSeq, a predicted model, not a curated record